CAAGUACAUUGUCGCAAAAAAACGCAAAAGGAACAUAAAGUAAUUAAACAAGUGGUAAUAAAUAUAAGAGUCAUCUAGUUGGCUGCGAACGAACGAAGACAAUUUUCGUCUCCUGUGCUUUAAGAAAUGAACUCCGCUAAAAAACAAACAAUUUUGGAACGAUUAAAUGCCGGAGAGGUUAUCAUCUGCGAUGGAGGGUACACGCAUGCCUUUGAGCGAAGAGGAUACGUCACCGCGGGUCCUUAUACACCGGAAGUAGUUGUUGAGCAUCCUAGCGCAGUAACGGAACUUCAUCGUGAAUUUGCACUGAGUGGUGCUGACAUACUGGAAGCCUUUGCAUUCAAUGGAACUGAUGAUAAUUUAAAUAGAAGUAGAUCAAAUGAUACUAAACUCGUGGCUAAAGAAGUUAGUGAAGCUGGCUGUAGACUGGCUAAUGAAGUUGCUAAAGAAUAUAACUGUCUGGUAGCAGGCCCAAUAUCACCAACUAGCUCGUAUACAGCAAAUUUAGGAAAAGAGAAAGUUCAAAAGGAGUUUCAAGCGCAAGUUGAUGUAUUCAAAUCGCAAAAUAUGGAUUUGUUAAUGGCAGAGUACUUUAGCUAUGUCGAAGAAGCUGAAUGGGCAGUUGAAGUGAUGAAAAGAACAGGCAUGCCCGUGGCUAUUUCCCUUUGCAUUGGACCACUUGGUGACUUUAAUGAUAUUACAGUAGAAGAAUGUGGUAUAAGACUUGCUAGGACAGGAGCCGAUAUUAUUGGCACUAAUUGUCGAUUUAGUCCAGACAUGAGUUUGGAUACAAUGAUUCGAAUGAAAAAAGCUGUGGAAAAAGAAGGACUGUCAAAACAUUGGCUUUGUCAACCUGUAGGAUUUCGCACAGCUGAUGCUGGAAAAGAGGGUUUUGAGAAUCUACCAGAGUGUUCUUUAGCAUUAGAAUCUCGGUUAAUAUCACGUUGGGAUGCUCACAAAUUUGCAAGACGAGCUUAUGAAGCCGGCGUGCGAUUUAUAGGGGGCUGUUGUGGCUUUGAACCAUACCAUAUCAGAGCACUGGCUGAAGAGUUGCACAAGGAAAGAGGACGUUUACCUAAGAACAGCCGCGGACUUUAUGCUAGUUCAUUGAAACACCAUCACAAUCCCAUAGUUCGUGACAGAGCUAACAAAGAGUAUUGGUAUAAUUUGGUACCAACAGAUGGAAGAAAGAAACUUUAAAGGGUGAAGAGUACAUUUUUGUAGUUCUGAAAUAGUUAAAUAAAAACACAACCUUGUUUGUACUGUAGCAACCACUAAGAAAUAAUUUUUUAGACGUUGUAGUUUCGUGUUUUAAAUAAUUUUUAUUUCAAACACCAAAAGAUCUGGUGCGUUUAAUACAGUUACAUUUAACGCUCGCAACUAAAUAAGUAUUGAGCUAAAUCUGCGAUUUUUUAAUAAACUUCCUGUUACAUCUCUUUAGUAAUCGCCGUAUUCUGUCUUUCUGUUUGUGCGAGAGAAAAUAGUCGUGUUACGGAAACACAAAAUGCGAUAUUUAAAGAGCGGGCGAACCCGCGCUUUAAUUACGGGCUUCAGACUAGUCUAUACUACAAUACUCUUAUACGCCUGUCUGUCUGUCGCGCAAAAUGGUAACCGCAGUAGCGGGACAUACAAAAUACGGUAGAUAAAGGACAGGCGCAACCGUGGAUUUAUUCACGGCCCACUGAUCAGUUUUCUUAUAUACGUGCUAAGUAAUAACUAAGAGUUUUGUUUAAUUCUAGACUUGAUUUUUAAUAACAUAUUAUUGUUUAAUAAUAUUCUUGUAAUUCUGUCGUGUAUGUAUUUAUCAUGGCAACCAAUGUAAUUAGAUAAAUUACAAAAUAUUGAUUUUGAAUAAAAAAAAUAACAUA
Molecule: messenger RNA, 1868 nt
Organism: Hydractinia symbiolongicarpus
Lineage: Eukaryota; Metazoa; Cnidaria; Hydrozoa; Anthoathecata; Hydractiniidae
Product: betaine--homocysteine S-methyltransferase 1-like
Exons: 9
Coding region: 127-1200 (357 amino acids)
Molecular function (GO): zinc ion binding; betaine-homocysteine S-methyltransferase activity
Source: RefSeq, a predicted model, not a curated record